Molecule: messenger RNA, 4638 nt
Organism: Sparassis crispa
Lineage: Eukaryota; Fungi; Basidiomycota; Agaricomycetes; Polyporales; Sparassidaceae
Exons: 7
Coding region: 1-4638 (1545 amino acids)
Biological process (GO): regulation of transcription by RNA polymerase II
Cellular component (GO): mediator complex
Molecular function (GO): transcription coregulator activity
Source: RefSeq, a predicted model, not a curated record
AUGGCGACGAAGGCUCACGCACUUUCCUAUGACAGCACUGGUUCAUCUGUACUCGCUCAGUUUCCACUUCCCAUCUCCCUGGCUUCACCGGUGCUUACUUCAGUGAUCUCACUGGCCGAUAGGCCGCUCAUUGCGUACUCCGUCUUCAUUCCUCCGCCAUCUACGAAUUCAUCUGAUCAUCUCAACUGCAUCGAGCUCGCGCGCAGAACAAUCAUAUCACGAAACGGCCAGUCUACAGUGCUGGACUCUCUUUUACCCAGUGUUUACAUCGCCAAGGACAUCUGUAGGCUCUAUGUCUUUGCAUUUAGUUAUAGUGACAAUAUUUCCGCGUCACAUACUGCCCUCGCAGCUUUGCAGUUUGAUGCAUUGAUAUUGACUGAGUCAGCAACUUUCACACCGUCCACCAUCUAUCCGUGCUCAGUUGCGUGCUCUGAGCAUGCAAUUCCGUGCCCCGAUUGCUUGGAUCAUUCCCAGACAGCGAAAACGCCAGCGCAACUUUUUCCACGAAAUUCUCUCCGUACACCUGUUCAUCAGUUCCUCCAAGCUGUUCGCGAAAGAUUGAUUGACGAUAUAGCAGCAGCGUCCAAUUCAGGCCGUCCCGCGAUGCGCUUGAAAGACGGGUUUCUUCUCGGUCCUACCUCCGCCUCCUCAGAAUGGGGUGCCGGAUGGGAUCAGCCUGCGCGUAUGAGACCACUCAUAUACUGCCAUAUCCUGGUGCACCUUUCCCAGAUGCCGGCACGCUUGACCAUUCAUCCCAUUCUACGGCCCACAUAUUACGUGCCCUUGUGCAGCUCCUUGCCUCUUCCGUCUGGAACUCCUAUAUCGCUCCUUCCGCAUGGUGUGCCUGGUUAUUAUUUGAGCUCCUACGCCGGUCCUACGGCUGCACUGACUUCUCAGUUUGACGAAGCACUCAUUGGUCUAGGUGCAGGAAAUUGGAAGUAUACGCCUUCCAGUAAUAUAGGUACUUCAGCGAAGAAGGAUUUUCCGGUGUAUAUCAUUGCAUGGAUAUCUGUCCAGAACAAGCAAGGAGAGGAUAAAGGUAUGCCAGUCAUCUGGCCCGUACGGCUUUGUCUUGCGUACCAUUCAAGUUCGCCAUCACCUCAUGCUCGCAUGCCGCUUCAGCAGACGCCUGAGCUACCGGCCCAAUUGCAAGCCUCGCCUCCUCCUCCCGCAGCCCCAAUACCUUCCGGUGGACCUAGUUCAUCCUCGUUUCUGUCUUCAUCAGAUGCUAAGACCCGCUCGAGCACACCCCAUCCUCUGUUAAGCACGCUUCGUCAUCCUCCCACUCUCAUUUCGUCUCCUUCGAGCGAUGCUGUUCGCGCGUUCAGUACUCUGACAUUCACGACGAAGCCUCAUGUGAGAGACUUCCGGCAGGUUGCUGCGGAGGUGAGUAACUAUGUUGAUGCAGUAGCCAAGGAAAGGGAGCGCGAACGAGAACGAAUCAAGAGGGAGAGAGAAAUUGGGAGUACCAGAACGAGAGCCGGAAGUACCAGUACGGCGGGCGCUGUUCCGAGCGUGCCACCAUCGUCUGUACCACCUGCACCCAGAUCCCCGAAGGUCGAGGAAGCUCCUACCCCUGCGAUUGCCGUCGCCCCUCAGCCUCCGGCGGACGAGGCUAUGGUAGAUCAGGAGACUGAGCCUGCAAUAUCGUCUGAGGAUUCUCUCGAAUCGCUUUUCUCUCCUCCACCGUCGGCCUCAGACCUUCCGGAGUCGGAUGAUGCAAUUCAGUUUGCUGCACAAGCAGUAACUGAUACAACUUCCUCAGUUCCCGAGGAGCCAGUGCCAUCUGUAACCCCGCGACAAGAAACCGAGCCAUCUGCGACGUCUUCGUUCGAUCCCUUCGGCACGUUCGAUGCAACCUGGUCCCAGCCUUCCAACGGGUUCCUGGAAAUGAACAUAGACAACAUAGACUACGACAUGGGUUUCAGUGGCAUGAACAUCGAUUCGAUAGGCGGCGAACGCAAUGGCGAUGAGGCUGCAGGCGACUUUGACAAGGACGACGGAUUCGGCAUCUUCACUGAUGACGACUUCGAUUUCUUCGACACGCCGGCAGCGAAUGCUCGUUCAGUGGGUACUGUGCCAGUUACUAGCGCGAUGGAUAUGGGCAUGGGCCAUACUGUGGCUGCAGGUCCUGCACCUCUUGGUCUUCCACCUCUUGGUCUUCCACCUCCUCUCGCGGGCGAUGGUAUACUUUUUUCCGGCCCUGGUCCUCCUGCUGCUGUAUCCAACCAGUCGUCGCCCUGGGUCGUCGGUUCUCCUAUCGAAGGAUUCACCCCUCGUGGUAGCGAUUUUCACCGUCGUGGGGAUUACAUCUCAGCUCCCCCAGAUUUGGUCCCCCCAACUCCGACGAGGACGCCAUCAACCCAGUCUGCUCCUGUGACCCCUUCAGUGCAGCUGUCCGAUCAGGACGAUCCUCGACAGUACGAAGGCUGCGGUCCGAGUGUGUUUGACCCCAUUCCCUUCGCACUGAGUCAUAGACUAGCUGACGGCAAAUACGCCAUUGGAAAGUUUGCACUGCCUAGUCCACCUGACGAGGAGGACCGUACGGAGCCUAUAGUCUUUGCGUCGGUGCCAUCAUGGGCGAGUGGAUGGAAGCUCAAGUAUACAGAGGCUACGGAUCCACGCAUCGGAAUUGUGCGCAAACUAAUUGGAGUGAAAAGGAAGAGCUUCGACCAGGGCAUGCGAGAUGGGAAGAUGUCUCCAUCAUGGGUCACGGAGCACGAAGAGUGGGAGAGCAGUUCACCGUCACCGGAUGUUGAAAUGGCGGACGCCACCUCGGAUGUAUCUGAAGACGAGGAGCCGUGGGUGGAAGAAGACGAUGCGAUGACUGCACGCCCUUCUACACCUCCCCCGUCGUACCUUCCCAUGGGCCCCGUCUUACUUCAGACCCAGUUCCAUCAUUCUCAUUUACUCCCUCUAUGCUCGCCGCUCCGACCUUCGGGGGCAGCGGUCAAUAACCUCACCGCCAGCACCCCGCCUAUGUCAGUGCCUACUCCAGUCUCCCCAGCUGCCGUGCUCGGCGCCGCAUCAGAGAAGUCCAAAUCUCUUGAGGCGGCGGCGCAGUUACUCAUGAAGGAAGCUGUCGAGAACAGUGCGUGGGCCGAUGCCUGGCAACUCAAUGCCGUAGCGUCUGUAGCCUCGGCCAGUCCGCCAACGCAGGUGUGGCAGGCUGAUGUAAAGUAUGUAAGCUGGCUUCUGGGUAGCAUUUCCUCUGCGCAGUCAAGUGUCAAUGUUGAACAGCUUGUAGUUCCGCAUUGUAAAACUGAGCACCAUUCUCAAGUUUUGCUUCGGUUGUUGGAACCUCCCAUGUUUGCGGUGGGGAAGUCUGAUUCUGUGGUGCAAGUUUUACCAACUGCGGUGCGAUUUUGGGAAAAGCUAGGUCUUGGUCCUCGGUCUGGCAAGAAAGACGUGAUUGUAUACGUGUUCUUCGAGGGUGGAGGGGACGAAAGAGAAAGCGAGAUUGCACAGUGGCUUGACAUAGUCUCAGCAGCGUAUUCGGCAAAGAACUAUGGGAAACACGCUGCCGGUAAUUCAGACAGCUGUACAAGAGCUGGCCUUGUCCCGGUGCGACUUGAUGCUGUAAAGAAGAUGCUAGUAAAUUUUGUCGCUACUCUCCCCCUGUCAGCACUCUCUUCUAGUCUCGUCUUCUAUUUCAUUGUUCCUCCUGCCAUGAUAUCGCUUUCAUCUCAGCCCCUUCGACACCUCUUCUCCGCCAUGAAGCGUACUACGAAGACGCAUAUCGAUGCCCAGAUCCUCUUCCAUUUCGUCCCCGAGCCGCUCACAACGGCUAUUCACUCUGACCCGUGCACCAGCCGCGCCGAACUUGAGCAUUUUGUUGACAGUGUGUACGAUCGCGUACUCCAGCCAAUUGAACGAAUGAUGUCCCGAAAAUUGUUCACGCACGGAACACGUACACGGGCUUACUUCCAUGCACCCGCUUUUUCACUCGUUCGUUCACGUCCUUCCACACGCCCGUCACUUGUCGGAGAAUUAGGCCAUGCAGCACAUGUGACUUUCGCGCUCGAGCCGCAUCCACUCUCUCUGGAUGUUGUUGAUCGAUACACGUUGUUGCACGUUGGGUACAGGAUAACGCCUUGUGGGCGGUGGCUCCUUGCCGCGUGUAUAGAUGCACGAGGCGAAGAGCAUGAACUAGGUGCUUGGUUAUUACCUGGAGAAGCGGUGGAGACAUAUGUAGUGAAUCAAGUGUGGGCAUUCGUUCACACAUUCUCCAUUAGGGCCAACGUAGAGUGGAGGAUAGUCGUGGCGAAGAUGGGUGCUAUGAGUUCGACCGAACUCAACGCUUGGACCACCCAACUCGAUAUAGCAACUUCUGUCUCGACCGAGCAUCCCGCAUUACAUGUUACGCUGCUCUCGAUCGAGCACGAACUUCCUUGGACUUUCCUUGGCCCCACUUCCAAUGACAGUAUGAAACGCAUCAUGUCUCCGUCUCCGACAACCUCCACGCGCGUCUCUGCACGAAUCCCCUCCGCUCAGCGUGUAUUCCUCUCCCGGGUAGUAUAUCCUCCCCGGAACACGUCCCUGGUUCCGCCGAUGCAUCUUUCAUCCCAGAUUGUGAAGACGAUGAGCCAUCACUACAACAUCAUCCCAGUAUGUUGGCUCGGCGAAUCAGUGCACUAA